AUGAAUCAAGUUUUGAUUUUAAAAGCUGAUACUUGUUCAGGAAAGAGUACACAAACAAUUCAAUAUCUAUGCGAUGCGAAUUUUGCUGACGAAAAAAAAAUCAUAUGUACGCAACCGCAUAAAUUAGCAACUCUAUCUUUAGCGGCACGAGUAGCCGAAGAAUAUGGAUGGAAGAUCGGUGAAGAAGUUGCUUUCCAAGUAGCCGGUGAUCAACCUACAACUUCGAAUGGAACUAAAAUAAAAUUCGUUACUGAUGCACUCUUUCUCAAUGAAUAUCAAAACAGUCCAACGUUAGAACAGUACUCAGUCGUCAUUGUGGAUGAAGCACACGAACGAGGAGUCGAUACCGACAUUGUGCUAGCAUUAAUGAAACAGUGUUUGAGAAAAAGCAAAGAUUUAAAGCUAAUUGUCAUGUCUGGUACGUUAGGCACAUGUCUUAUUUAUGACUAUUUUGCAAGUGAUUUUACAUGUGAAACAUUAGAAGUUGGUGGUGCGGAUGACAUCGGUGAUAUCUUAGUGUUUUUAGCUGAUGAAGAUGAAAUUGACUUAGCUUUAACUGACUUGAAUAAGCAAUUGGAAUAUGAUAGAUCAUACAUAGGUUUACCAUUGCAUGGAAAAUUGUCUGAAAAAGAAAUUGCACGAAUAUUUGAAGCGAUGCCUAAUAAACGUAAAAUCAUUUUCAGCACCAAUGUAGCAGAAUCUUCAGUUGCUAUAGAUGGAAUUAAGUAUGUUGUAGAAAGUGGAAUGGUAAAAGAACAAAUGUGGGAUGAAAAACGAAAAAUUACAGUAGUAAAGUUUCAAAAAACUACAAAAAAUUCUGUUGAACAACGACGUGGAAGAGCUGGAAGAACAUCGGAUGGAAAGUGCUAUCAUUUAUACACAGUAGAAACUUACGAAGCCAUGGAAGAAUGUUCACGAGCAGAAAUUCUAUGUGCACUGCCAGCAAUCACUAUAUUAAAAUUAAAGAGUUUAAACAUUGAUCGUAUCGAGUCAUUUGAAUGGCUUCAGUCACCACCGAUUUCUAAUUUACAAGAUGCUAAUCAAUUAUUGAUUUGGUUGAAUGCAGUUGAUUCACGAGGCGAAUUGACUCAGCUUGGUAGAAAUAUGGCACGACUCGACAUUGAUCCGAAACUAACAGCCAUGCUAUACAAGGCACAAGAACUCGAUUGUCUAUUGUAUGCACUGGUUCUAGCUGGGAUGCUAACUGUAUCACGGAAUAUUUGGUUGAUUAGUGAAGAUCAGGAUUUCAGAGUCAUGUUUUCACGAGCACGUGCGGCAUUCAGCCACGAAAGUGGUGAUCAUAUUACAUUAAUUAAUAUAUAUUUAAAAUGGAGUUUUUAUUGUGCUAAAAAUACAAAAAAAAGACAACAACAUGAAUGGUGUAAAAAUAACUGUAUUAAUGGAAACGCAUUACAAAUGGCUCACGAAUUUAUUACCGAGAAAGCCAAACAGAUGGGCUAUGAAAUAGAAAUUCUCGAUAGUGAAGAUUUAAAUGACAAUGUAAUUAAUCAUCUUUUAAAAUGUAUAACAGCUGGUCAUUUUAUGAAUUUAGCUGUGUCAAAUGGGCCAAUGAAACCGGGCUAUAAAAUUAUUUCUGCUUUCUCGCAAACGACUGAGGAAUCAGUAGUAGCACGUACAUUUCAUACAUCGACUUUGUCGUUAAAUGAUCAAAACCCAACAUAUGUUUUAUUUAAUGAAUUAUUAAAUCUUCAUGGAACGAAUUAUCUCGCAGUAUUAUCUUCAAUUGAUCUCAAUUGGUUAAAAUCUGUUUCAGAAGAUUGGUAUAAAGCUGUAAAUGGAGCUAGUUUACAUACGAUUUCUCAUGAAAGCUUUACAUUCGAAAAUAUAGGAGCUGGCCUAUUGCAAGUAAUCGUCGGCAAACAUUCUUGUCAUGUGAAUAAACUUGAAGAUAUCACUCAAGCCACUAUUGGUAUUGAUGAUAAAAAAUCAAACUUAACAAUAUAUUCACGUCCAGCUAAUUUAAAUAAAGCAAAGAAAAUCGUUCAAGAAAUUAUUCAGAAGGAAAAACAAAAAUCACUGUUAGAAACAGAAGAAAUGACCAUUGUAGGAAGAACUCGAAUUUUAAUGGGCGCAGGGGGUGUUAGUCAAAUGAUUCUAUUCGCAGGUGAGUAUCUUAGAAUCACCAUCGAAAAACUACCGUCAAGAAUAACAGAAGAACGAAUUAAAACGUUGUGUGAACCAUUCGGAGAGAUUCGUAAAAUUGAUUUUAUUCGGAAAGGUGAGCAUAGUUCGUGUGUUGCAGUCACGUAUGCAAAAGUCGAACAAGCACAUUCUGCUUUCUGUGGAUUAAAUGGUUACAUUGAACAAGGCCGUGAAAUAGUCGUAACUGAUUCAUCUAUAUGGUAUCUGACAAAGUCCACUGGUAACGGAAGGAUUAUUUUUGAAAAAGACAACAGUGCACGUGAUGCUCAUAAACUAUUUAGACGAUUGGGUUAUGAAUGUCGUUAUGAGCAUUUAACUAAUUUACCCAAACUAAAAGUUACUUAUUAUCUUCUUGAAAGUAAUCGAAAAGCUUUCGUAAAUUUUCAAUCAUCCGAUGAUGCACAAAAUGUUUGUGGCCAAAUACAUCGUCCAGAGACGUUUAAAAUUAUAAAAAAUAAACAAAAUCAUCGAGCAUCGCUCCUAUUAGAAGGCUUUUCAAAAGACGACGAUGACGAAGAUCUACGCAGUCGUUUUGAAGAUUGCGAUGGUUUCGUUGGUGUGCAGGUUUUACGCGGAAGAAAAGAGCAAAUAUUUGCAAGACCUGCUUCGGCAGAAGAAGAUAUUAAAGCAAUGUUUAAUCCUUAUACAUCAUUUCAACGAGAUACAAUAUCAUUUAACAGAAAAAUUUUCAAUGGUAAAGUAGAAGCUUUUGUUGAGUUUUUAGAAUCAGCAGAAUUAAAACAAGCAGUUGAAGAAAUGAAUGGAAAAAAAGAUAUUAUCGGUCGUGGUAAAGUAAGAUUAUCGGAGUCAGUUCAACAAAGGAGUGACGAAAUUAAGACGAAGAAAGAAAAUGAAUAUGUUGUUUAUUUUCAACAUCUCGAUCUGUCACUUGAUAAAUAUGAUCUUAUUAAAAUUCUGAAAGAAAAUCAAUUGUAUGAUGAUGUAAAAAAUGCGGUAGUUUAUCGGCAAAAAAUGAAAAAUGAAAAUUCGACAGCAGCGAUGACCAACAAAGCUGACUCUGACGUAGAAUUUGCAUUAGCGAGUCUUCGUUCUAUGUUUCUUAGUACAGCAGGUUUAUUUCGAUCAAUACCUGACUAUCAGAUAUCAUCACACACACCCGAUGGAACUGUCACAGCAUUGAUCCUUUUCAAUGAUCCAAUCGAUGUAACAACAGUUAUACAAACCUAUGAUAACCAAGUAAUUCGACUAUUUAAAAAUUCAAGUAAACUACAUCUUCUUCCUCCAAUUGCACACGAAAUAUUUAUUAAUGUAGCUGUGAGAAAAGCUAUUCCUAAUAAGAUUCAAGAAGCUAUUCAAUAUGUUCGCGAGAAAUUCUAUGUAAAAACAGUAAAUUCUCUUGUGAUUGGAAAGCUUGGAGAUCAAAUUCUUUUUGAACUUCAGGCUGAAUAG
Molecule: messenger RNA, 3573 nt
Organism: Rotaria socialis
Lineage: Eukaryota; Metazoa; Rotifera; Eurotatoria; Philodinida; Philodinidae
Source: the annotation of a GenBank genome assembly